AUGAGUCAUCCCUGUGUGUCUCUUUUCGCUCCACCUGCUCCCCAAGGUCUUGCCCUUCCCCAACAUGGAGCCCCAGGAAACCAGGUCCUGGCAGUCCCUCUUGAGAUGCCGGAGGCCAAGGAUUUGGUGUCAUUUGAUAUUGUACCGUGGCACCUCACAGAACUGGAGUGGCUGCGUGUGAGUCUGAGCCCGGAGCAGCAGGCACUGACAUAUUCCAGGGCUGUAACCUCCAAUGGAGUGCCUGUUGUGAGUCCUGCUUUGGUAUCUCACCUAUCACAAGGACAAGUUCUGUUGGUAUCAGAUCCAUCCCUCAGCACAGAUCACAGUAAGCACUCUGAAAAUCCCUCUGUGACCUCCCACCAGAAGAUGGGUGAAGAAGCUCAGCUGGAAGAGAUGGCAUCCACGAGCUCCCCGAGGGCCAAUGACCCCAACACUGAGGUCAAACAGAAUGGGGACUCUGGGGGAAGGGGAGGGAGCCCACAAAAUAUGCCCAUAGAACACCAUUUUGCAUGUAAAGAGUGUGGGGACACCUUCCGCCUUAAAGUGCUACUUGUUCAGCACCAGAGGGUUCACAGUGAGAAGGGAUGGGAAUGUGGUGAUUGCAGGAAGGUCUAGUCAGAAGACAAUGAGCACAGGAAGAGCCAUGCAGCUGUGGCUGCUCAGUCCCAGCCUGGCCCCAGUUGGGCUCUGGAAGAUGCCUUGGAAAAGAGGGAGCAAAUGGAGAGGGAGGCGAAGCCCUUUGAGUGUGAGGAGUGCGGGAAAAGGUUUAAGAAGAAUGCAGGCCUUAGUCAGCACCUAAGGGUGCACAGCAGAGAGAAGCCCUUUGAUUGUGAGGAGUGUGGGCAGUCCUUCAAAGCCAACACCCACCUCUUUCGACAUCAGAAGCUUCACACUUCGGAAAAGCCCUUUGCGUGCAAGGCGUGCAGCAGGGAUUUCCUGGACCGCCAGGAACUUCUCAAGCACCAGAGGAUGCACACAGGCCACCUGCCCUUCGACUGCGAAGACUGCGGCAAGUCCUUCCGUGGUGUCAACGGCCUGGCAGAGCACCAGCGCAUCCACAGCGGCGCCAAACCCUAUGGCUGUCCUCACUGCGGCAAGCUGUUCCGGAGGAGCUCAGAGCUCACCAAGCACCAGAGGAUCCACACGGGUGAGAAGCCCUAUGAGUGCAGCCAGUGUGGCAAGGCCUUCCGCCAGAGCUCCAGCCUGCUGGAGCAUACUCGAAUUCAUAGUGGUGAGAGGCCUUAUGCAUGUGGUGAGUGUAGCAAGGCAUUCAGGGGGCCUUCUGACCUCAUCAAGCACCGGCGCAUCCACAGUGGACUGAAACCCUAUGAGUGUGACAAGUGUGGCAAGGCCUUCCGGAGGAGCUCAGGCCUGAGUCGCCAUAGGCAGAUCCACAGUGGGUCAAGGCACUGUGAGUGCAGUGAGUGUGGUCGUGUGUUCAAAAGGCACUCAGCACUCCAGAAGCACCAGCCCUCCCACCAAAAGUAG
Cricetulus griseus (Chinese hamster) is the source of this 1488-nucleotide messenger RNA. NCBI's taxonomy places the organism in Eukaryota, Metazoa, Chordata, Mammalia, Rodentia, Cricetidae. The record is from RefSeq and is a predicted model, not a curated record.